Messenger RNA from Mytilus californianus (California mussel), 6830 nucleotides. RefSeq names its product ELMO domain-containing protein 2-like. NCBI's taxonomy places the organism in Eukaryota, Metazoa, Mollusca, Bivalvia, Mytilida, Mytilidae. The record is from RefSeq and is a predicted model, not a curated record. The coding region runs from base 33 to 950 and encodes 305 amino acids. The transcript has 8 exons. Gene Ontology annotation, molecular function: GTPase activator activity.
AUCUGGCGGAGGUUUGUUGACAAUUUGACUUCAUGUGGAAAGGGUAUUUACAUCAGACGUGGGUUUCCUUUUACUUCAGCGUUCUUUGGCCAAUGUGGAAGUGGAUUCUCAGAAAAUGGACAGGAAAAUGUGAACUUCUAAGAAUAACUUCUGAGUACCCAAAAGGGGCUAAAAGGACAAAGGCAAUUGAAAGAUCUUUGAAACAUUCAAAUAUUGCCAUCCUGAAACAGCUGAGUAAAGAUGAAAUCAUUGAUGUUAUACCUGCAUCAGAGGAAGUGAUGAAGAUAAAAGAUGUGAUACCUGAAGUUCAUCCUCAAUUUGCAUAUUCUUUUCAAGUAUGUUUAUGUCAGAUAUGUGGAUACAAGAGACUGUUUGCAGAAGUAGAAGAAAUGAGGAAGACACAAUAUUCUUCUGAUAAUCCAGAUCAUGAAGAAAAACUUAUGCAGCUUUGGGGCUUCCUUAUGCCAGAUAUAAGAUUAGAGGCACGUCUAAGUAAACAGUGGACAGAUAUAGGAUUUCAAGGAGAUGAUCCUAAAACAGAUUUCAGAGGGAUGGGAAUGCUUGGAUUAAAUCAGUUACUAUAUAUUUCAUCAAAAUACACAGCAUUAUCACGGCAGAUUUUGUCAAAAUCUCACCAUCCAACAUUAGGGUUCUCGUAUGCCAUAGUUGGAAUUAACCUGACAAGUGUUCUGUAUGAACUAUUAAAAAAGCAAACAUUACGGACACAUUUCUAUAAUAUGAAAGAUGACAAGCCAUCUCUACAUGAUUUCCAUGAAUUGUAUUGUUACAUGUUUAAAGAAUUUGUUACUUUCUGGUUCAGUGAGAAACCAAAAGAUAUAAUGGAGUUUGGAAGACUGAGAGACAAGUUUAAAAAGAAAAUUAAACAAAAACUAAAGGAAGAUUUAACAACAAUACUAAAAUUUGAUGCGGAUGAGGAGUUAUCUGUCUGAUAGCAGAGUUUGAUAUUAGCUUAUUAAACCAAUUGCAUUUAUAAUUUAUACCUGUCCAUUAUUAUGUUGUGAUGCCUACAGUUUUAAUGAUAAAUUAUGUAACCACUGAUUGAAAAGACUGUACUCUAUACAAUUGAAUAAAUUUACUCCAUGAAUUGCUGUCAGUUAACAGCAACUGUUUUGAUUAGUUUUGAAGGCAGCUUUUUGACUAUAAUGAUAUAUUUAGCCUUAAAUAGAGUAAAAUGCUUUAAGUUGAAACUAAUAUCACUAGAAAUAAUAUUGCUGUGCCACAUCUACCCAACUUGCUUUUUUAACUACAUCAGGGAUCUUUGAGUUCAUGUUAUUCAGAUCAUUUUUUUUCUUUUUUUAUCUUAUUUUGACUUCUGGAAACGCCAUUUCCACUUUUUUUUGUUAGAGACCAAUUUUAUCCCUGCAGAUGAAAUUUUCAAGUUUAAGUUCAGACACAGAUGUAACUUUUUACCAUAGAAUUUUAGUGCAUUAUGCAUGUAAUACUAUUGUCAGUGAUUAUUUCUUUAACUUUAGUCCAAAUGAAAAGUUUUUUAUUUAAAUUUAUACCUUUUAUAAUAUUUUUAAGUUUGGUAUAUUACAAAUGGAAUUCGAAUGUUAAACAACAACAAAAAAACAUCAAUAUUCUUUACAAUUUCAGUGGUAUACAUAAAAAUAAUCAAUCUAAUUAAAAUUAAAUCCUUUAAUUGCUCCCGUUCUGAUAUGUGGAGCAUCCUUUAAUUGCUCAUGUUCUAAUAUGUUGUGCAUCUUUUGUUCUGAUAUGUUGUGCAUCUUUGAUGCGCAACAUAUCAGAACGGGAGCAAUUAAAGGAUUUAAUUUUAAUAAGAUUGAAAAAUAAUGUUACAGAAAUGGGUACUGUAUUUUGUAGGAUUGUGAUUUAAUAUUUAUAGCUGCUUAUUUAAAACAAAAUCAUCAUUUUUAUUCACAUACAACUAAUAUCACAAAUACAGAUUGUAUUAUUCUGGUGACAUUGCUAUAAUGUGAAGUUUGCGGUUUAUAAAAUUGAGAAUGGAAAUGGGGAAUGUGUCAAAGAGAUAACAACCCGACCAUAGAGCAGACAACAGCCGAAGGCCACCAAUGGGUCUUCAAUGCAGCGUCCAUUCCAGAAAAAUUAAUUUCUUACAUUCGUAGUUAAAAUUGGUAUACAAUUGCAUUAACAUCUAUAUGCAUUUCAAAUGCAUGUGAUAUAUAAAGGCCUUACUUUAAGUAGAUUAAGUAGAUUUAACAUAUACUUUUUAAAUGCCAUAUGCAUUAUAUUCAGCCCCUUUAAUAUUCAAUCUUCAGUACUUGAAUUUCUGCUACUCCCUAAUGCAAUGUUGCUUGUGGUAUGGUUAUGUCCCUUUGGGAUUUAAUGCUUUAAAAGGUUUAUGUAUUUUGCCAAGCAAACUUAUAGUAGUUAGUGUACCAGGUGAAAUUUUAUUAAAGAAAUAUUGGUUAUCCUAAGUCAGGAGCCUGUAGUUCAGUGGUUGCCGUUGGUUCAUGUCGAUCAUAUUUGUUUUUGGUAAAUUGUUUUGUUAUAAAUUUGGCCGUUAGUUUUCUCAAUUGAAUUGUAUCAUAUUUUUUAUGUGGGGCCUUUUAUAGCUGACUAUACAGUAUGGGUUUUUCUCAUUGUUGAAGGCUGUACGGUUGCCUACAAUUGCUAACAUCCACUUCAUUUGAACUUUGGUGGAUAAUUGUCUCAUUGGCAAUCAUACCUCAUCUCGUUAUUUUUAUAUGUAUCAGAAUAUAUUUACCAGUUUAUUGCAUUUAUAUUUAAACUUUUGAUUCCUUAUUUUUUUAGUACUUUAAAUAGACCAUUUAUAAUUUGAAUUUUCUUCAAGGAUUUGAUAAGGUCUAUUUAAUGUCACCUGCUCUACUAAAGUUAAAAUAAGUACUUUGUUGAACAAUGUACAACUCUUUUAUUAGAUUAUUGAAUAAACUUUGAAGGCCGUAUGGUGACCUAUAGUUGUUAAUAUCGAUGUCAUUUGGUCUUUUGGAGAGUUGUCUCUGUGGCGAUCAUACCAUAUCUUAUUUUUAUAUUUAAAAGUUCUGAAAAUGUGGUAUAUGGUUCCUCUAUACAAUAACAAGAAACUAUGAAAUUAGUUACUGUGUUUGAAUGUUUAGGACGUGACUUGUAGAAAUUUUGUAUUAAAUACUUAUCCCCCUUUGAGUCAUUAAAAGUGCAUUUCAUAGAGUUUAGAAACUAUCAAAUAAAACAAGUUCAUGCUUUAUCAAUCAGUUCAUAUUCCAUGACGUGUACUGAUGUGGUAUUCAAUAACUAACAAUAAAUCUAUAUAUAAUUUCUGAAAUUAGCACUAUUUAUUGUUUAUUUAUUUUUGUACAACUGGCUGGUUGAUAGGAUAUUACUUAAAUUAGAAAUUGUAUAUUAAAAAUGAACACUGGCAUGCACAAUUAUAUGUGUUUAGCUAGCUAUAAAACCAGGGUCAAUCCACCAUUUUCUACGUAAGGAAAUACUUGCCAAGUCAGGAAUAUGACAUUUGUUUUCAAUUCGUUUGAUGUGUUUGAGCUUUUAGUUUUGCCAUUUGAUAAGGGACUUUCUGUUUUGAAUUUCCCUUUGAGUUUGGUAUUUUUGUUAUUUUUAAUAUGAAAGACUACUCUUUAAGUUUAAAAGUACUGGUAAACACAAAAUACACUAAAUAGAUGUUUCAUGUCUAUGAUGUUGUUGUUUGUGAAAUAGAAGACAGUUUUGUGUAUUUGUUAGUCUAUGGAUAAUGCUAGUCUGUGAACCUUUACUUUCUUAAGAGUUAAUGAACUUGACCUGGAUACUAACCUACCUAAAAGUAGAGAGAUAGUUCUUUUUAAAUAUUAUUAUUGUGCAUAAAUAUUUGUACAAAUAUAAAAUAAUCGUUCCUAAUGUAAAAUUCAUUUGAAAUAUGAUUUAUGUACAUUAAAUGUAAUAAGAAUGUCAAUUGUUAUCAACUUUUGUCUUUUCAAAGGCGUUGUUGCAUUGUAAUUUUUAAUACUUACCCUAGGUUUUUCUGCAACCUAUCAAUCAAGCUGUACAAGUCCAAAAGACAUGGGAGUUAGGCAAGUUAAGCUGGAUGGUUCAUUAGGUGUAAAGUGAUGCUAUAAAGACACCUGAUUUUCCAUCUUGUAAGUCCAGUAGCCGAAAAAAAAGAAUUAUAUUUCUUUUCAUGUUAGAUGCAAAGCUUCUGGUCAUUAGUUAGCCAACUGCUUUGUCAAUUAUUCAAAGUAUUGAGAAACAAAAUUAAAUGUUACAGAUUUUAUUACACCAAAUGCUAAUUUUAACAAUUAAUCUCUCUUCAGUGAUUCUGUAGGCCAAGCUAUUUGAAAAACCAUAACCUAACACAAACGCUGACGAGCUUAUGUAACUGAUAAACGACCAAUAAAAUAGCAGGACUAUUGUCAUGUGUAACUAGUAUUGAUUAUCCAAGUCAUCUCUUUCUCUUUUUUAAUCCUUCUGUUGGACAGACAUAUUUCUCCUAAAAUAUAUUUGUUUUAAAAAUUAUUUUGUUGAUUUACAGUAGUGCAAGAUUUUGUUGCAUUAGCAAUUUAAUUUGAAAAUUUCUAAAAAAAAUUAUUGGCUUUGAAUCUUAUUUAAAAUAUAUGUACUCUAUAUUAUGAUAUUUGUGAGUUAUUCAAAAGUUAUGCAGAAUUUUCUGUUUUCUUUGUAUGUAGAGAUUGUCUUUUUUUGUGGUUAUUUUUAUGCCCCCGCCGUAGCGGAGGGGGCAUUAAGUUUUACCCUUGUCCGUCUUUACGUACGUACGUACGUCCCAUAGUUGGUUUCCGUUCUCUAAAUUUAGUUUGCCUCAACCAAAUGUUAUGAAACUUAUACACAAGGCUUACUACCACAAAACACAGAUCAAGUUUGAAUUUUGGUGGCAUCACUUUAACCAUUCUAGAGUUAUGCCCCUUUACAAAUGGAAAAAUUGCUGAAUUUUUCCUUUUCGUUCUCUAACUUAAGUUUGCCUCAACCAAAUGUUAUGAAACUUAUACACAAUGCUUAUUACCCCAAAAUACAGAUUAAGUUUGAAUUUUGGUGGUGUCACUUUAACUGUUUUAGAGAUUUGCCCCUUUACAAAUGAAGAUUGCUGAAUUUUUCGUUUCCGUUCUCUAACUUAAGUUUGCCUCAACCAAAUUUUAUGAAACUUAUACACAAUACUUAUUACUACAAAACUCAGAUCAAGUACAAAUUUUGGUAGCGUCACUUUUACUGUUCUUCAGUUAUGUCCCUUUAUAACUUAAUAUGAUAUGCAAGCGGGAGCAUCAUGUGUGUCCCAUGGACACAUUCCUCAUUUAUUUAUAUUUAUAAUGAUAAUGAUAUUCAAAAAGAAGUGGAAAAAAAAGUUUGAAAGCCCUUUCCACUGUUUUAAAUGUAAUACCAUAGGGAAUAUGGAGUUCCUGAGAAAAAAAUAAUCUGGUUGGGAUUUGUAAUUUCCCUCCAAAAUCAAACAAAAUUUGAAAAAUAGAUGAUACAUAAUGUUUCGCUUAUUUUUGUAUUUACCAGGUAUUUCUAAUGAUUUUCUGAAGAAUGUUAUAAUUUGGGUUAGAAUUUUUUACUGUUUUUCAGGUCCAUUAUUGACUAUUUUUUAUGGAUGGAUGUGGUUUUAAAAAAGUGCCUUCACACAUCAGAUUUUGGAAGAACCCUUACUUCUUUCCAUUUAGAUCAAUUAUUCAUUCAUCAUAGUUGUUUGUCCAACAUUCAGGUACAAAUAUUUCAAGCAUGUUUACAAAUGAACAGCACAGUAAGUAGGUAGGGUUUUCUAAGUGAAAAGAAUGGCAUGCAGGAAUAGUUUACCUUAGAUGUAUUUGACAAAACCUUUCUGAAUUUUGGGUCCUCAAUGCUCUGCAACCUCCUACUUCAUUUGGCCUUUUACAUUUUUUUUUUUAUAUACGAUCAUCAUUUUCGAGUCUUUGUAGACGAAACAUGUGACUACAGAUUCCUCUAAGGGUUAUGCAAAGGGUAGAUAGAAUGGCAAUCCUCCUACAUGAGACAUGAAUUUAAUGUCCAUAUUCUGACUGGAUGUGACUGUGUAUUUAUACAUCCCACACAACCAUUCAGUCCUCCAGUAUGUGUUUUACUGUCAGAUAUUGACCAUAUUUUGUUGCCCCAGUCUACCAAGAUAGUUUAAGGGUACAGUUACACAGUUCAGAGAAACCCAUGAAAAUUUUAUUUUGUAAUGUUUAUGCAAUUUGUUCACAUCUAAAUUUGUACCAAGUUACAGCUAUUUACAAUAGAUAAAAUUUGCAACUACACUAUUGGCAAUUUAGUUCCUCAAAAAACUAUAUUGACAUAUGAACAUAGCAACAUAUUCUUAAAUAUUUAUUUAUAUGUAACAGCAUGAUGUCAAAAUUUGUAAUGUGUAAUUAUUACAAGCUAUGCACUGAACAUAUAAUGAUUUUGUACUCAUGACAUAGUACCCUAAAAGAUUUUUUCAGCUGCCACCAUUAAAAUCAUGCGGAAGUAAUUGUAAUAAGUUUAGUUUUUAUUACCAUAGAAAUAAUGCUACUACUGCUUUUGCAAAGUCAAUAUUUAAUUUAUACCAGAUCAAAGCUGUGGGUUGCAAUGAAGGGAUGCACAUUUUUUGAUACCUUUAUCUGAACUUUUUUGUUGUGCAUUAUACAUUUUAUUAUACCAUAAUACAAGUUGAAGGGUUCAUUUGCAUUUUCAAACCUGAUCAGAACUGAUCUUUGAAAAUAUAUGCUGAUGUAAUAAUGUUAGUCACACAACAGACUUUUUUCAAAAACAUUAAUAAGAAAAAAUAAAUCUUGAUUUUUGUCUUUCACACAGCAUGUAUUUCAUUGUUAUCAUCAUGCAUUUAUCAUACUUCAUGGUUGUUACUGCUAUGUUUUGCUUUUGUUUAUUUAAAUGCGAAUAAAUAUAAAACAGUU